Molecule: messenger RNA, 2076 nt
Organism: Contarinia nasturtii (swede midge)
Lineage: Eukaryota; Metazoa; Arthropoda; Insecta; Diptera; Cecidomyiidae
Product: angiogenic factor with G patch and FHA domains 1
Exons: 9
Coding region: 237-2018 (593 amino acids)
Molecular function (GO): protein binding; nucleic acid binding
Source: RefSeq, a predicted model, not a curated record
CGAUGAGAUGAAUGAAGGGAAAAAACAUGUUUGUGACAUUUGUGGUUUUACUUCAGUUUUGACAUGUUUAAAAACCGACUGUGAAUUGUUUGUAAAAUUGUCGAAUUUGAUGAAACACAGAAGACAAACUGAAAGAAAAUUCAUUUUAUUGCAAGAGGGAUUGCAUUGUUGUAGUUUUCAUAUAGAUUUUAUUAAUUUUCUACUAUUUUGAAUACACAUUUUUUUCACUUAUUAAAAUGUCUAAAAACGACAAAGAUGAAUUAGCAACUGGAGCAAAAAAUGCCUCCAAAAAAACGCGAAAAAUAUUUAAAUUACGUUUUCUGACCGAAACAAACUUACACACUGUGCGGCGAGACCAAAUCUUUUACUAUGUUUUAUCGCUACAAAAACGGAUCCGAUUGUUAUUGAAGAAAUGCAAGAGGUACAGAGAUAAAAUUCUGAAACUAGAACGUGUGACUCGGAAAAAUACUGCAUCAGCGGAGAAAAAUUCAGCAAUUAAUGAAACAGAAAACUCCCAAACAAAUGACACGCCGUCUGAAACAACGGACUUCAUUGCAGAUAUAAAGAAUGCUGCACAUCAAGCACAAAAUGACGCCGGCUUUAUCUAUGAGCCAACAUCAGGAUUGUACUAUGAUUCCAGAACGGGAUACUAUUAUAAUGCGGAGCACGGCUUAUAUUAUGAUGGACAAAAUGGUUGCUAUUACUCCUACAAUCAAGCCGAGAAUAAAUUUGAGUUUCAUUCACAAGUCUAUUCGACGGAAGAAGUGGCGGCCGCCAAAGAAGAACAGAUUAUUGAUAAAAAUGACCGUGAAUGUUCGAAGCGUAAACGUUUGAAGUCCAUUGAUUCGGAUAAAAAAAUUAGUUCGCCAUCGAAUUCGAAUCGGCCAAAAUCGAAAAAAUUGGCCAAAGCAUCCGACUCAGAACAGAAAGAAGACGGUGAAAUUUCAGAUGAUUAUGAUGAUAGCGACGAUGGCAUUUAUGAUAAGCGUAAAAAUCGUCGAAAUAGUCCAGUUAGUCGGCGUAAACAAAUUGUUUACGAUAUCGAUGAUGACAGUUAUUCAUCAUCAGGUUCCGGACGACAUUCGCCGUACAAUGCAUACUCAGAUAUUGCGAAACGAUAUCCACCAUCACUGCGAAUCAUUGUUCAAGAGACCAACAUCAGAAAAUUAAAAAUCGGCGAACUAUUUUUAAUUACGUACAAAGGCGGAUCUCUGGGUCGAGAGGGUAAACACGAUGUCAUUAUUCCCGAUAUAAAUUGUUCAAAAUAUCAUUUGAAAUUUAUAUAUGAUGAAGCUCAAAGUGGUUACACAGUAGUCGAUCUAGGAUCACGAAACGGCACUUUUAUGAACGGAAAACGAAUGUCAAAUGCCAAACAAGAAAGUGAUCCAAUCGAAUUAGUGCAUGGCACGGUCAUACAAAUUGGCCAAACAAAACUUCUUUGUCACAUUCAUGAUGGCCAUUCAACGUGUGGCCAAUGUGAACCGGGCCUACUAACUGACAACACAGCAGCGUCAUACAGUGCCGUAACGGAAGACAACACACGUUCGACAAAAACAAAGCCAGGCAACGUUGGCGAUGACCACAAGCGUCAAUUGAAAAACUUAAAAAAACGAUAUGGAUUACAAGAUGAAAAAUAUGUGGCACCGAAAGUUGAUGCUAAAAAUGAUCGCGCUGAACAAAGACGACAAACGGUUGGUAGCUCUUGUGAACAUGAAAAAACCAAAGCCGCUUCACUUAAUUCUUCGAUAUCAAGCGAAAACAAAGGCUUCAAAAUGCUUUCAAAGCUUGGUUGGAGUGCAGGUCAAGCGCUGGGAAAAAAUAGUGAUGGUCUACUUGAGCCGAUACCGCUUCAAAUGAAUGAGAAAAAUAAAGGUCUUGGAUGCGAGAGCAGUAGUACGAGUUUUCAACAACAUGAUUCGAAGCAAAAGCACAAGGCUCAGAUAUUACAGAAGACACAACGACGAUACAAUGCAUCAGAGGCUACAGUAGACAUUUUUUGCAGCGAUGAAAGCGAUUAGGUGUUCCGUGACUGAUUCAAUCUAAAAAGAUGCUCAAUAAAUGUAGAACGAAUAAAAA